Messenger RNA from Carassius carassius (crucian carp), 1339 nucleotides. Its product is annotated as C1q-related factor-like. The coding region runs from base 422 to 1252 and encodes 276 amino acids. Gene Ontology annotation, molecular function: protein binding. The record is from RefSeq and is a predicted model, not a curated record. The transcript has 3 exons. NCBI's taxonomy places the organism in Eukaryota, Metazoa, Chordata, Actinopteri, Cypriniformes, Cyprinidae.
UUUCUCUCUGAUUUUCUCUCACUCUCCCACUGUUUCUUCUUUUGCAGAAAGUCUCCUCCCACUUGUCCUUUUUGAGUCAUACAAAGAAACCCACUAGAAGGGCAUUCUCUCUCUGUCUCUCUCAAUCCUACUUCCUUCCUCAACGCCCAAACACUUCUCUCCACUCACCUGCUGAAACAGUGAUUGCUCUCUCUCUUUCAAGCAAGAAAGACACACACACACACACACACUCAUCUGAGAUCCCUGGUGGUUCUCAUUUUCCCUCUCAUCUUCGUGAGCACCUGACGUUGAGGGAGUUUGUUCCCUCUCACUUCCAGAGGUCAAUAUUCCGGCUUACAGCGAGAGCUCCGUGCUGGCGGCCCAGCCGCUUUCCCGCUUUAGCCUGGGACGGAAGACCCUGCUGGGGGCCGGUACGGCCGUCAUGCUGCUCUUGGUGCUGGUGGUCCUCAUUCCUGUUCUGGUUCAUUUGGCGGGCAGCACCGAAAACGGAGGUCAGUACGAGAUGCUGGGCACUUGCCGAAUGGUCUGCGAUCCAUUCUUGGAAAAAACUGGCACUACCGAUGGUAUCGGUACGGGCACGGCUACCACUAAUACACAGUUGGAAGCUGAGGCGCUGACUGAUCAUAGCAUGGGACCCCCAUUGCCCACCUACGCCCACGGACCACAGGGCAAACCAGGCCGCCAAGGAAAACCAGGGCUUCCAGGUCCUCCAGGACCCCCGGGACCACCUGGAGAGCCAGGUCCUCCAGGACCAAUGGGGCCACCGGGAAAUAAAAACCACACAGAGCGGCCGGACAUCUUUGCUCUGGGUGGAAGAACAGCUACCGGAAUGGGGACAGCCAUCUAUACCAUGGGACCCCGUGUGGCCUUUUACGCAGGUCUGCGAAACCCACAGGAGGGCUACGAGGUUCUGAGGUUUGAUGACAUAGUUACAAACAUUGGGAAUAACUAUGAUGGAUCGACUGGGAAAUUUGUGUGCAAGGUUCCAGGGACGUACUUCUUCACGUAUAACGUCCUCAUGAGAGGAGGAGAUGGAACGAGUAUGUGGGCAGAUCUCCUGAAAAACGGACAGGUGAGAGCCAGUGCCAUCGCUCAGGAUCAGGAUCAGAGUUAUGACUACGCCUCAAACACCGUCAUCCUGCACCUCGACCCCGGGGACGAGAUCUUCAUCAAGCUGGACGGUGGGAAAGCGCACGGCGGGAACAGCAACAAGUACAGCACUUUCGCUGGCUUCAUUCUGUACAGUGACUAGAGGUCAAAAGGUCAUUGAAUUCAGUCUCGGUCUGUAGGCUAUGUUCACCUGAAAAUCAACAGCUAUACACUCAUAACUGAGUCAUAA